Messenger RNA from Sorghum bicolor (sorghum), 2084 nucleotides. RefSeq names its product protein RETICULATA-RELATED 1, chloroplastic. Gene Ontology annotation, cellular component: chloroplast inner membrane. NCBI's taxonomy places the organism in Eukaryota, Viridiplantae, Streptophyta, Magnoliopsida, Poales, Poaceae. The coding region runs from base 99 to 1715 and encodes 538 amino acids. Gene Ontology annotation, biological process: plant organ development. The record is from RefSeq and is a predicted model, not a curated record. The transcript is spliced from 8 exons.
UCCCGGUGAUGAAGAGAUAGCCUCCCUUCGAUAAAGCUUCCGACGGCGCGGCGCCCAGGGCCAGCAGCAACCCUACCCUGGCCUCCGCUGCGCGUCCCAUGGCGUCGUACCUCGCCGCCUUCCACCCCACUCUUUCCCCGGACCCCAUAACCCAUCCGCAUCGCUGCCCUGCGCGCCCCAACCCCACCACCGGCCUCCUCCGCCUCCUCCCGUCCCGCCACCGCGCUCGCCCCCCCGCGGCCGUCCGCCUCGCCGUUUCUGCCUCCUCGACCUCCGCCCCGCCUCCAUCGGCGGAUCGGUCGGAGGCCGCGUCGUCGCUGGAGAGAUGCCUCUCGGCGACGGUGUCGGGGGCGGGGAUGGGAACGGGGGCGGCGCCACCAGCCUCGGCCCCGCCGCGCGCCCCGCCGGCGAUGAAGGGGGGACGGAAGCAGUACGGCGCGUUCGGCGCCGUCACGCUCGAGAAGGCCAAGCUCGAUCUCUCCCAGCGGCGCAAGAAGAUCAUGCCUGAGCUGGCAACAGGUGGUGGUGGUGGAGAUAUUGGAAAAAGGAUCGGUCAUGGUGGGGGUGAUGGUGGUGAUGAUGAUGGUGAUGAUGAUGAUUACUUUGAUGAUUUUGAUGAUGGAGAGGAAGAAGAAGGUGGGCUUUUUAGGAGGCGAAUUGUUGUACAAGAGCUAUUCAAUAGAGAGUUUAUAGAAGCUGUGUUGCAAGAAUGGUGCAAGACGAUGAGUAAUUUGCCUGCUGGUCUCCGCCAAGCUUGUGAGAUGGGUUUGGUGAGUUCUGCACAGAUGGUACGUUACUUGUCAAUAUUUGCAAGACCUACAAACACUAGGUCCUUCUCAAGAGCUCUUCCAGGUUGGCUUUCCAGAGGUCUUGUUGGAAGGACACUUGCAGAUCCAUCAUUCCCACAUAAGAUGGCCUUGGAGUUUAUGGCUACCUUUUCCUCAUCUAUUUGGUGGGAAAUGAAUAUUCGCAAGGAGAGGUUUGAACAAGAAUGGGACUUGGUGAUUGUGAAUGCUUUGACUGCAUCGUGUUGCAACCUGAUGGUUCUUGGGCUUUUGGCACCGUGCCGUUCAUAUGGAAGUACAUCUCGAUUUGACUUCCAAAAUGCAAUUGAGAAACUUCCAAAUAACAUAUUUGAGAAGAGCUAUCCUUUGAGAGAGUUUGAUCUACCAAAACGAAUCAGUGCAUUCUUUUAUAAAGCUGCUGAGCUUAGUCUGGUUGGGUUUGUGGCUGGCUCUGUUCAAGGUGGUAUGUCAAAAGUCUUGUCUGCAAGAAAAGAAAGGAGGUUAUCGGUGACUAUUCCCUCUAUCAGCACCAAUGCUCUUGGUUAUGGAGCUUUCCUAGGACUCUAUGCGAACUUGCGUUAUCAAUUGCUCUGUGGACUAGACCAAUAUAUGGUCAAGCGCUUUGAUGUUUUGGGUGUGGCAAUCUUCUUUAGCACAGCAGCAAGACUGAUGAAUAUUCAGAUUGGUGAGGCAUCAAGGCGAACAUGGCUUGGCGAGGAAGCUGAUCCACAGUACUCAGAUCGACUGCUGAGAGCCUACAAGAGGCCUGUGGAGGUUUACAUGGACCAACAGGAUUCAAGGUGGUUUAUAUCCAAGGAUGCAAUUGUAUCUGGCCUUGGUCUUCUAGGCAUCAAGCAGGGUGGACCCGAGGCUGCAUUGUCUAAGCCUCGUCGAAAGAGAGUCGUCCGCAAAAAGGUUGCUUCAGGUUGAGUUUAGUGGAUUUGGUAGCAAUGCUGGAACAAUUUUGCUUCUGUUCCACUAUGCGAGAGGGAGGUCUACCCAAAUAAUGGUAAAUGAGAAACUAUCAACGUCAACCAGCACGGUGGUCUAUCUGCGAAGGCAUCAAAGGGUUUGUUACUGGGAAGGGUUGGCUAAAAGGUGCCCAUUACUAUUUUAUAAUUUAAUUGCACUGAUUUCCUUGUUUUUGGUAAGAAUAAUAUGUUGGUUUCUUGUAUUGCUGUGAGGCAAAUAGACACGUUUGGUGGUAGCUCCGUAAGAUUGUUAAUGUACUGACUUUAACAUGAGAAAUGGAUUCUGCAUUUUUAUAUAGAUCAAAUAGCUGCCACAUGCUUGUAUCUA